Molecule: messenger RNA, 2166 nt
Organism: Talaromyces rugulosus
Lineage: Eukaryota; Fungi; Ascomycota; Eurotiomycetes; Eurotiales; Trichocomaceae
Exons: 8
Coding region: 1-2166 (721 amino acids)
Biological process (GO): carbohydrate metabolic process
Cellular component (GO): vacuole
Molecular function (GO): beta-galactosidase activity
Source: RefSeq, a predicted model, not a curated record
AUGUUGCCAUUUCUAGGUGUAUCCGCUCUCGUCUGGGCGCACCUGGUAUUUUUCAUAGGUCUCUUCGCCCCUGGCAGUAACGGACUGUCCGUCCAGAGGACCCCACGAAGCUUGAGCCAGAAUGGUCAGACUGAUAUAGUCAAGUGGGAUGCCGAUUCCCUGAUGAUCAACGGAGAAAGGCUCAUGAUCUUCUCUGGCGAAUUUCACCCAUUCCGCCUCCCAGUUCCCGGACUAUGGCUAGAUAUCUUGCAGAAAAUAAAGGCUAUCGGCUUCACUACUUCCUUUUAUGUCGACUGGGCCUUAGUGGAGGGUACUCCUGGGCAAUUUAGGACGCAAGGUGUUUUUGACCUGGAAGCUUUUUUUAAUGCUGCCAUUGAGACUGGACUCUAUUUAAUCGCGAGGCCUGGGCCAUACAUCAAUGCGGAGGUAUCUGGCGGUGGAUUUCCUGGCUGGCUUCAGCGUCUAAAUGGAACCCUAAGGACCUCCGCUCCAGAUUUUCUCAAUGUUACAGAAAAUUAUGUCUUGGGCAUAUCUGAAAUUUUGAGAAAGCAUCAAAUCACUGAGGGUGGCCCAAUCAUUCUUCUCCAACCUGAGAACGAAUAUACGCACUGUGCUGACUAUUCAAUCACGUGUUUGAGUAAACAAUAUAUGCAGCAUGUCGAAGACCAGUACCGCCAAGGGGCCUUUGUUGUCCCUUUUAUAAGCAAUGACGCAUCUUCCGUUGGAGAAUUUGCUCCGGGUACUGGAACUGUCUCUGUUGAAAUCUACGGUUUUGACCAUUAUCCAUUCGGAUACGGGCCCAUCUGCAGUGACCCUUCGAACUGGAAUCGUGGAUCGGUGUCAUUUCCGACAUAUAGUAUAAACCAGACAACUCACAAGGUGCAGAGCCCUUCAUUAUCUCUAGCAAUUUCUAAAUUUCAGGGUGGUGGCUCCGACCCAUGGGGCGGCGUCGGAGUCCAAGAAUACGCAGCUCUUAUCAAUGAACAAUUUGAGCGUGUUUUCUACAAGGCUCUUUACUCGACUUACGGCGGGACCAACUGGGGUAGCCUAGGACACCCCCUCGGCUAUAGCUCAUAUGAUCUGGGAUCCGCUAUCAUGGAGGACCGGCGCCUCCCCAGCCUACUUAACAGCCAGGCCCUAAACGGUUCAUAUGGCAUCUUUUCAGACUCACAAAACAUUGCCGUAACUCCGGUAAUUUACAACUCUACUGGAACGGGUUUCUAUGUAGUGCGGAAGAGCGAUUACGCCUCUACGUCCUCUACCACAUAUCGCCUUAAUGUGCCAACACAAGCCGGUAACUUGUCAAUUCCUCAAAUUCAAGGAAUGCUUAGCUUAAAUGGCCGAGACUCCAAGAUCCACGUGACGAAUUACGACCUGGGGGAACUUUCACUGGUCUACUCCACCGCAGAGGUCUUUACCUGGGCAAAGCAGGGAAGCAAGAUUGUGCUUAUACUAUAUGGAGUAAUCGAAGGGGGCAACGGCGGGGUCAAAAUGGCAAGACUGGAAUCAACUAUUGUUGUCAACUGGUUUGUGAGUCAAUUGCGUCGAAUUGUCCGUUUUGGCGAUCACUUAGAUGUCCACCUUCUAUGGAGAAACCAAGCAUACAAAUACUGGGUACUGAAUACAAAAAAAUCGACUGCUGGUGCCCCAUUCACGAAAGGCUCGCCUGUCGUCAUUAAUGGGGGUUAUCUCCUCCGCCAAGCGUCCAUAUCUAGCACAGAUGUUAGUAUAAGUGGUGAUGUCAACACCACAACAACCAUUGAAAUCGUGGCGGGAUUACUAUCGGGGGCUUCCACUAUAACCUUCAACGGUCAGAGGUUACAUACCACCGUGCAUGCAGAUGGUCGUUUGUCAGCUACCGUUGAAUAUUCUCAGCCAAACAUCAAACUACCAAACUUCAGCACUCUAGAGUGGAGGUAUCUUGACACACUCCCCGAGACCGAGAACUACGAUGACACGCGCUGGACAGAAUGUACCCAACUUACAAACAAUCCCCGGCAGCUGUCAACGCCAUCCUCACUCGCCUUCGACGUGACAAUCACCAAGCAAAUCUCCGAUGUCGCCACGGAUACCCUGAUUACAGUUGCCAUGCGAGGAACCACCACUGGCUUGAUCUUUGAUCUGCCCCAAGAUAUAUCUAGAUACAUCAAUAUUGACGAGAAAUGA